Oncorhynchus mykiss (rainbow trout) is the source of this 730-nucleotide messenger RNA. Its product is annotated as large ribosomal subunit protein bL32m. The record is from RefSeq and is a predicted model, not a curated record. Lineage: Eukaryota; Metazoa; Chordata; Actinopteri; Salmoniformes; Salmonidae. Gene Ontology annotation, biological process: translation. Gene Ontology annotation, molecular function: structural constituent of ribosome. Gene Ontology annotation, cellular component: mitochondrial large ribosomal subunit.
AAGAUGCAAUUGGUUCUUCGGUUGUCGCAGUUCAAUGACGUAUGUGAUUCAAUGACCGUGAGCUGUGUGACAUGAGUGUAAAGGCACUACACUACUCAAACCUCUAAAAUUAUGAAUUCGUCUGGUUUCGUGUGUUUUUUGAGACGUUCGUUGUUACAGCUGGAAUGCAGAAUUAUACAGGCUACAGGACUUGACAGACAGUUUGCCCCAGCUCUAGCUGUCCAUGGGCCCAGCAUCCUCCCACAUCCCCACGAUGAGCAAGAGGUGACCUCGGAGCCCAGCUUCCUGGACAAUGUGUUCUGGAUGGCAGCACCCAAAAAGAGACGCACAAUAGAAAUCAACAGGACCAGAAGACGAGACCCAAGCUUUAUGCUCAAAGUUAAGACCAACAUUGAGCCGUGCGUGGAGUGUGGCCACCUGAAGCAGAAGCAUAUUCUGUGUGGGUUCUGUUAUGAGAAGAUCAGGAAGGAGACAGCGCUGAUCCGAGGUCAGAUUAAAGCCAUGGAGGGCAGGCCUCUCAACACACCAGCGCAGGAGACCCUGGUCCUGUAUGACAGCGAGAGUCCAUGGGAGUCCGACAAAGACAAGAGGAUAGUGGAGAGAAACAGAAAACGACCCUCCUGGUUCAGUAUCUAUUGAGGUAGCAUUUAGUCACACCAGUAAUUAGGUUGCUAAUAUCCCAGUUUCUGUAUUGAAGUAAAUGCAUUGAUUAAAAAAUUAAAAAACAGCA